UCCGAAAAACAGUCGAGUCUCGAGCGCCAAAUCGUUUACACGACGCAGAAGCCUUGUAAAGCGGACCGACAUCAUCCAGAACAGAAUAGAUACUAUAUAUAGAGAUAUCAUGUUCAAGGAGAUUAUUAUAUUGGUGAUGCUUUUGGUGGCCGUGGCCCUGGCAAUGCAUCCGGUCGAGGAAAACCAACACCGUCAGAUUUCCCACCAUACUCGCAAUGGGCAUCAUCUGAAGACAGUUAAACAUCAUUCGCACGGUCAGGAGCACAUCCAACAUGGAAAGCUUGCGGUUCCUGUUCCUGCGCUCGUUUUGCACGGCCACAAGCAGCACAAAAAAGCCGCGUCACACAAGAAGCCCGGCAAGGCAACCAGGUUGGUGCAGGGCCAGAAGAAGCAUCGACACCAGCAGCCUCAGAGCAAUCAACGGUCGAAGAACCGCAACCAGUCGCAUGAUGGCAGCCACCACCAGAAGCGCCACUCGGGGUCGCGUCGCCAUUUUUAGCCAGUAAGUUCUGUUCUGUGUAUAUAAAUGUAUCCACAAUAAAGCAGCGGAGCAGCCAGUAGUGGAA
Molecule: messenger RNA, 566 nt
Organism: Drosophila obscura
Lineage: Eukaryota; Metazoa; Arthropoda; Insecta; Diptera; Drosophilidae
Exons: 2
Coding region: 110-499 (129 amino acids)
Source: RefSeq, a predicted model, not a curated record